AUGCUUUCCCGGCUCAGCCUAUCCUCGCUCGGUCGAGCAUUCUCGACUUCGGCCGCGCUAUUUGCCAAACCGAAUGUGCCCAAGACGCCUCCAUCGACGCUGAGCGCGCCACUACAGGGCUCGUCGACCCAGUUUAAAACAUACAAGCCUGUGACUCCAUCUCUGCGUCAUUUAAAGUUGCCCGUUUCGCCGCAUUUAUACCAGGGACGGCCACUCAGAGCGCUCACAGUUGCCAAGCGAGAAAGUGCCGGUCGAGGACGAGGUGGGAGAGUGGUGGUGCGAUCCCGUGGAGGAGGACACAAACAACGCCUACGGGUGAUCGACUUUAUGCGCACGACCCCGGGACCGCAUGAUGUUGUGCGAAUCGAAUACGAUCCCGGUCGGAGCGCUCAUGUAGCACUUAUUAAGUCUCGGGACUCCAACUCUGCCCAACCCUGGAGUUAUAUUCUUGCGUGCGAUGGACUCAGAGCAGGAGACGUGGUCGAAAGCUUUCGUAGCGGCAUUCCCGACGGGUUGAUUGAAGGGUUCACCGAUUCUCCACCCCCGACGAAACGCUCUCUCAAGCUACUGGUAAACUCUUCGCCUUCGUCUCCCCAAACCGCACUUGCCACCACCCCAGACGCAUCAGACCUCGCCGCCGCCGUCGCUUCUACGAAUCUCUCCCUCGGUGUCCUUCGUGCUCGUACACUCAAGCCAGGCAACGUCCUUCCUCUCCGUCUCAUCCCAGCUGGCGCCCUCAUCCAUGCUAUCUCCCUCUCCCCAGUCGGCCGAGCCUCGCUCGUCCGUUCAGCAGGAACCUUUGCUCAAGUCGUCGCCCACGACGAAAAGGGCCUCUGGACCCAGGUUCGACUCCAAAGCGGUGAAGUGCGCAACAUCAUGCAGCGAUGCGUCGCUACCAUUGGCAAGGUCAGCAACCCCGACUGGAAACACCGCAACCUGGGCAAGGCAGGACGCAGUAGGUGGCUAGGCCACCGUCCACACGUCCGUGGUGUGGCCAUGAAUGCAUGCGAUCACCCCCAUGGAGGAGGUCGUGGAAAGUCCAAGGGAGGAAAACAUCCGCGCUCUGUCUGGGGCUGGCUUACCAAGGGGCGUCGCACCCGCCGGUCCUCCGAUCGGGAUGGGAAUAAGUUUGUGGUCAAGGAGCGACCUCGUGGUGUUCAGCGGAAUAACUGA
Messenger RNA from Rhizoctonia solani, 1173 nucleotides. Its product is annotated as ribosomal Proteins L2, C-terminal domain. NCBI's taxonomy places the organism in Eukaryota, Fungi, Basidiomycota, Agaricomycetes, Cantharellales, Ceratobasidiaceae. Gene Ontology annotation, biological process: cytoplasmic translation. The coding region runs from base 1 to 1173 and encodes 390 amino acids. Gene Ontology annotation, cellular component: ribosome; large ribosomal subunit. The record is from RefSeq and is a predicted model, not a curated record. The transcript has 2 exons. Gene Ontology annotation, molecular function: transferase activity; structural constituent of ribosome; RNA binding.